AUGUCUUCCUGUCCCAUACAGGCAUUUUCUCUUGGACUUAGUGAUGCUCAACUGUACACAUGGACAGAUGGCCUCAGAAGAAAGGACUGGCAUGACUAUGACAGUAUUCAGAAGGAUGCACUGCGCUCAGGUAAAGGUGAACAUGGGAAGCCAUAUCCAGUCAAUGAACUAGACCAAGAUGACACAGCUUAUAGAGAAAAUGGCUUUAAUAUAUAUGUAAGCAACAAUAUUGCACUGCAGAGAUCGCUCCCUGAUAUUCGACAUCCAAACUGCAAGCACAAACUUUAUUUGGAAAAGCUGCCAAACACCAGCAUUAUUAUUCCAUUUCACAAUGAGGGAUGGUCGUCACUACUUAGAACCAUACACAGCGUGAUCAACAGGACACCGGACAGCCUCAUAGAGGAAAUAAUGCUGGUGGAUGACUUCAGUGACAGAGACCAUCUAAAGGAAAAACUAGAGGAAUACAUGUCAUAUUAUCCAAAGGUCAGAAUUGUGCGCACCAAGAAACGGGAAGGGCUAAUUCGCACCAGGUUACUGGGAGCAUCUAUGGCUAAAGGAGAGGUUUUAACAUUUCUAGACUCUCACUGUGAAGUCAAUGUGAACUGGCUCCCUCCUUUACUGAAUCAAAUUGCUCUGAACCACAAAACAAUUGUGUGUCCCAUGAUAGAUGUCAUUGACCACAAUCACUUUGGAUAUGAAGCUCAAGCAGGAGAUGCCAUGAGAGGAGCGUUUGACUGGGAAAUGUACUACAAACGAAUCCCAAUUCCUCCAGAGAUACAAAGAACAGAUCCCAGUGAUCCAUUUGAAUCUCCAGUUAUGGCUGGUGGAUUGUUUGCAGUUGAUCGGAAAUGGUUUUGGGAAUUAGGAGGCUAUGAUCCUGGUUUAGAAAUCUGGGGAGGAGAGCAGUAUGAAAUAUCAUUCAAGGUAUGGAUGUGUGGUGGAGAAAUGUUUGAUGUGCCUUGUUCCAGAGUGGGCCAUAUCUAUAGGAAGUAUGUGCCUUACAAAGUUCCAACAGGGACAAGCCUUGCAAGAAACUUGAAACGUGUGGCAGAGACCUGGAUGGAUGAAUAUGCAGAGUAUAUCUACCAGAGGCGACCCGAAUACAGACACCUGUCUACUGGAGAUCUCACAUCUCAAAAGGAACUUCGCAAACACCUAAAGUGCAAGGACUUCAAAUGGUUUAUGGCUGAAGUGGCAUGGGACAUUCCAAAGUAUUAUCCACCAGUAGAACCUCCACCUGCGGCCUGGGGAGAGAUGAGAAAUGUGGCAUCCAAUCUUUGCAUUGACAGCAAACAUGGAGCAACAGGCACAGAACUGAGAGUUGAAACUUGUGUUAAGGAUGGUUCUGAAAGGACUUGGUCACAUGAACAGCUCUUCACCUUUGGAUGGCGAGAGGAUAUACGUCCUGGGGAGCCACUCCACACAAGAAAGUUCUGCUUUGAUGCUAUUUCUCGUAAUAGUCCUGUCACCCUUUAUGACUGUCAUGGAAUGAAGGGUAACCAGCACUGGAGCUACAGAAAGGAUAAAACGUUGUUUCAUCCUGUAAGCAACAGCUGUGUCGAUUGUAAUCCGGCUGAAAAAAAACUGUUCAUGAACAGAUGUGACCCUCUGUCUGAGACACAGCAGUGGAUCUUUGAGCACAUUAACAUGACAAUACUACAGAAAUUUAACAUUUAUAAUAACUCUUAG
Bufo bufo (common toad) is the source of this 1689-nucleotide messenger RNA. It is a transcript of the gene GALNTL6, whose product is annotated as polypeptide N-acetylgalactosaminyltransferase like 6. The record is from RefSeq and is a predicted model, not a curated record. NCBI's taxonomy places the organism in Eukaryota, Metazoa, Chordata, Amphibia, Anura, Bufonidae. The transcript has 11 exons. Gene Ontology annotation, cellular component: Golgi apparatus. Bases 1 to 1689 code for a protein of 562 amino acids.